AUGGUUAAGAUUGCAAUUAUCACUUACUCUACCUAUGGACACAUAGACGUUUUGGCGCAAGCCGUUAAGAAGGGUGUUGAAGCAGCUGGUGGUAAAGCAGAUAUAUACAGGGUCGAAGAAACUUUGCCUGAUGAAGUCCUGACUCAAAUGAACGCACCUGAAAAGCCUGAUGACAUUCCUGUGGCUACUGAAGAGACAUUGAUCGAGUACGAUGCCUUCUUGUUCGGUGUUCCAACUAGAUUUGGUAAUUUGCCUGCUCAAUGGUCUGCCUUUUGGGAUAAAACCGGCGGGUUAUGGGCUAAGGGCUCUUUGAGCGGUAAAGCAGCCGGUGUUUUCGUCAGUACUUCCACUUACGGUGGUGGUCAAGAAAGUACCGUUAAAGCCUGUUUGUCAUAUCUAGCUCAUCACGGUAUUAUCUUUUUACCAUUGGGCUACAAGAACUCCUUCGCCGAAUUGGCAAGUAUAGAAGAAGUUCAUGGUGGCUCUCCAUGGGGUGCUGGUACUUUGGCUGGUCCUGAUGGUUCAAGAACUGCUUCUCCAUUGGAAUUGAGAAUUGCUGAAAUUCAAGGUAAGACAUUCUAUGAAACUACAAGGAAACUUUUCCCUGUAAAGGAGGCCAAGCCAUCUACUGAAAAGAAGGCAACUGCCUCUGACGCUGCUAAAAGACAAACCAAACCUGCUGCUGCUGCAACUGCAGAAAAGAAGGAAGAUAAAGGGUUGUUGUCUUGCUGCACUAUUAUGUAA
Messenger RNA from Saccharomyces eubayanus, 744 nucleotides. It is a transcript of the gene YCP4, whose product is annotated as flavodoxin-like fold family protein. Gene Ontology annotation, molecular function: NAD(P)H dehydrogenase (quinone) activity; FMN binding. NCBI's taxonomy places the organism in Eukaryota, Fungi, Ascomycota, Saccharomycetes, Saccharomycetales, Saccharomycetaceae. The coding region runs from base 1 to 744 and encodes 247 amino acids. The transcript has a single exon. The record is from RefSeq and is a predicted model, not a curated record.